Molecule: messenger RNA, 1183 nt
Organism: Capsella rubella
Lineage: Eukaryota; Viridiplantae; Streptophyta; Magnoliopsida; Brassicales; Brassicaceae
Product: metallothionein-like protein 4A
Exons: 2
Coding region: 152-397 (81 amino acids)
Molecular function (GO): zinc ion binding
Source: RefSeq, a predicted model, not a curated record
UUCAUGAUGCUUCGUCAGGCCUGCGAUUAGAGGAAAAGCUGCCACAAGGUACAUAGUAGCCACCACAUAUCCUUUUGCACCUCUCAGCGUCAUUUUAUAGAUAUAUAGAGAUGAAUGUGGGAGAGGAGCUUGAAAAAGAGAGAAAAAUCAAAUGGCAGACACAGGCAAAGGAAGCUCUGUCGCUGGCUGCAACGAUCGUUGUGGCUGCCCUGCUCCGGAUCCUGGUGGCAAUUCCUGCAGGUGCAGGAUGAGAGAAGCAUCUGGUAGGGAUCAAGCGCACAUGUUGUGCCCGUGUGGGGAGCACUGCGGCUGCAACCCCUGCAUCUGCGCCAAGACUCAGUCCCAAACCUCCACCAAGGUUUACACCUGUGGUGAGGGCUGCACCUGCGCCACUUAGACAUCCCUAACUAUGUCUAUACCAUGCUUGUGUGAUAGGUCCUAGCUAGUCAAUCUGAAAUAAAACUGUUUAUUAAGUCCACUACAACAAUAUAUAUAUAUAUAUUUAUCGUAUGCUCUGUUCUUGUCUUAUACCACACCAAGAAUCUGAAUAUCCUUUCUUACAACUUUUGAGGGUCUAGGACUAAUACAAUCUACUUAUACUAGGACAAACCAUAUUGGCCUUUCAGAUUAACUAGCUAGCUUGUGUUACUUAUAGACUGGUAGAGGUUCUUAAUUACUAGUCGGUAAAGGUCUGAGACUUUCUUGAUGAAUUGGCCUUUCUUAUAGACAGACCUGAUUUUGGAUGCUGGAAGAGUAGCAGAGUCAAUAAGCUUGAAGAUGCUUUAUUUUAAAGCCUGUAAUUUCUGAAGUCUGUAAAAACUCAAAGUUUCUUACUUGUGAAACAUAAAGCGCACGGCUAUUUUGUAUUAUAUUGAAAGUUAUUGAUGCCAGGACAGUUCACUUGUGAUUGCUACUUCUCCAAUCUCCAGUUGCUAAUGGAUUUAUUGAAACUUGAUGCUCACCCAUUGCCUGUGAUUUCCAUGAAAACUAUAGUCCUGGAUAUGUACGUAGAAGCUCCAAUAUAACAAAGGAUGAGCAUCAAUCAAAUGUCUGAUUCAUAUUACUCAGAGACACACAUAAGCAGUAGAUGUAGAAACAAAGGACUCAGAAGCUGAGGACAUAUUGUCAGAUAAAACGACUCUAUGCAGGAGGUUCUUUUCUGUUCCAAGGUGAAUCUUUGUAC